Paramormyrops kingsleyae is the source of this 1376-nucleotide messenger RNA. RefSeq names its product zinc finger, HIT-type containing 1 (gene znhit1). Gene Ontology annotation, biological process: chromatin remodeling. The record is from RefSeq and is a predicted model, not a curated record. NCBI's taxonomy places the organism in Eukaryota, Metazoa, Chordata, Actinopteri, Osteoglossiformes, Mormyridae.
UUAAUACACAGUGUUUCAGCAAAUGAUGUUGCGGAAACCGCCCUGCUACGGGCUAGGUUAAGCGGAAACGCGCUUUUUAAUUUGUUCGGACUGCCCACCUGCGGCCGCCGUAGAAACCGUCCCCGAAAAUGGUGGAGAAGAAGACGUCGGUCCGCUCGCAGGACCCUGGCCAGCGGCGCGUGCUGGACCGCGCCACGCGCCAGCGCCGCCUCAGCCGGCAGCUGGAAGCCUUGGAGAAGGACAACUUUCAGGACGACCCGCAUGCCAGCCUGCCGCAGCUGGCCAAGCGGCUACCGCAGUUCGACGACAACAACGAGUCAGGUAAAAAAAGAAAGAAGACUCGUGGAGAUCACUUCAAGCUGAGGUUCCGGAAGAACUUCCAAGCCUUGCUGGAGGAGGAGAACCUGAGCGUGAGUGAGGGUCCCAACUACCUGACGGCAUGUGCGGAGCCCUCCAAGCUGCCUCAGCGCCACUUCUGCACCGUGUGUGGCUUCCCGUCGUCAUACACCUGCGUGUCCUGCGGGGUGCGCUAUUGCUGCGUCCGCUGCCUGGGCACACACCAGGAGACCAGGUGUCUCAAAUGGACGCUAUGAGGACGCCUGGUGGGCUGAGGCGGCCGCCGGGUGUGGGAUAGCUAAAACCCCCCCCACUACCAGGGACCCUAACCACUGCAGCACAAGAAAGUUCCGGAAACGAACAGAAGGGCCAGCUCCUGAAUGCACCUGCUGCUGGAUGAAGGCCAGAGGGGGUCAGCCAAAGGAGAUGAGUGUGUUUGGCCACCAGAGGGAGCCACUGAGGAGAUCCCUGGAGAGACUUUAUUUUACCCAGGAUGAGCUUAUUUAACUGUCACCUUUUAACUGAUGUCAGUUGUUAGCAAUUUUAACACCCUUUGCCCACGUUUGUAGGGCUUUUUAAAUAUCAAUUGGUUACGUCCUGUACCUCAUGGGUGAUCUGAUUAUGCAUCGGCCCGUAAACUCGCUAGUCUGUUGGAUUUGUGUUUCUGAUCCAUUCACAAUGUCACGUUUAACACCUUGGAAACCCUGGUGUGAAACCGGACACUGUUUUAAUAUUGAAAUAUGAGUUGAAUUCUUAGUCAUUUGGUCAUCAGUCAUGAUGACACGUUGGCUGUGAGAUCAGUUGAGCUGAGAGGCCAUGGGCUGCAUCAAGCCUUCCAAGUCUGUCCGUAAUGGUGAAAAAUACCUGCAAUAGUGAUGCAUCGGGGGGGGUGGCAGAAUGGAACAUGCUGCUAUUUUUCUGCCUGAACAUGCAAAUGGCAUUAUUUUCUGCUUUAUGCUCAUUUUAAUAAUAAUGCUGCACUCCGAAACCGCAUGUUGACGUAAAUGUUAAUUUGCUAAAUAAAACAAAUUUCAAAAUAU